UACCCUUUUUUCCUUUUUAUUUCAAUCCCUUCACAUUCACAGUGAUAGAAAGAGAGAGAAAGGUCUCUGUUUCUUCACUUGUUCACAAGCCGCAACUGCUACUGUGUAUCCAAUCUGAAGCUGAAGAUAUGGGGGGCGAGAACCUUUCUCCCAAGGAAAGGAGUAAAGAUUGGGUUGGAGUUCUUAUGAACAGCACCUUUGGUUAUUGUGAUUACCACCAUGACCUUCGAUCUAAUGAGAAGAAUGUGUUCUGCGUCGAUUGUGCACUUAGGAUGUGUAGGCACUGUAAGGAAGCUCAUUCCCUACAUAGAAGGUUUCAGAUUUACAAAUAUUCCUAUCAGGAUGUCUUCCGCCAUGCGGAAUUGCAGAAGUAUUUUGACUGCUCUAAAAUUCAGACUUACAUAUCAAAUAAUGAAAGGAUUGUGCACCUCAAACCUCGGCCUUCAAUCAACAAAUCUAAAUCUGAUCUAAGUCCCGAGUCUAAAUCCAAAGAACCCAGCAUAAGACCGAAAACUGGAGGCAAGUGUGAAGAAUGUGGAAAACACUUGCAAGAUGAACGCAACCGUUUCUGCUCCAUUACAUGCAAGAUCGCAGUGCUUCCAAUGGAGACUGAAAACCAAAGUGGUAGGAGCAUGCUCACUCCAAAAUCUGAAGGCAUUGACUUCAAUAUGAACGAUAAUCAUAAUUCAGAACCAGAGUCAUCAAUAUCUGAAGCUGAGCCAUAUGGGUGGGUUGAAGUUGUGAAUUUCAGAAAGCGUCCAAGGAAAAGUACGCCUCAGAGGCCAGUCUUCGUUUUCACUUCAUAGAAGAUAUCACUACUAUUGUGGUUUUCUUCAUUUCUUCUCCUAUUUCUUUUUAAUUUUCCAUUUUUGAAGAAUAAUAUUUCUUGAACAUUUGAGGGAAGCUCAACCCCGUUGUGCCCCAUAUUGGGAUUAAAGUAUAUAACAUGGUAGUUUGAGGUA
Molecule: messenger RNA, 962 nt
Organism: Vigna radiata var. radiata (mung bean)
Lineage: Eukaryota; Viridiplantae; Streptophyta; Magnoliopsida; Fabales; Fabaceae
Exons: 4
Coding region: 129-806 (225 amino acids)
Molecular function (GO): zinc ion binding
Source: RefSeq, a predicted model, not a curated record